Molecule: messenger RNA, 897 nt
Organism: Saitoella complicata NRRL Y-17804
Lineage: Eukaryota; Fungi; Ascomycota; Saitoellomycetes; Saitoellales; Saitoellaceae
Exons: 4
Coding region: 266-556 (96 amino acids)
Source: RefSeq, a predicted model, not a curated record
UGGAGGGAGGGGGGCCUAAACACCCUAGGUCAUAGGGGUCAUAGAUCAUAGGCUAUUGCGAAAGAAAGUAUUCGUCACGCAUACAACCCGCAACACACAGAGACUUCUUGGUCGUUCUCCUCGGAAGUCAACAAAACGCACACCGUUGCUAAUUGCUACACAACCCCCACAUAUAUUCCAAUAUCUCGCUCCUCACCCGUCCUCGACUGCCCCUCUUGCUGGCAAACAACAACAAAAAAACCGCAUACACCCCCAAAUCACAACAAUGCCCACCACGCUCUCCCCCAGCUCCCCCUCCUCCCCAUACAGCUACAUCUCCGACGCCCAAACGCUAAGCACCGCAAAACCAAAACCCAUAAGCAGGCUGCAAAAAGGUGUUGAUCGCGCCGUGUAUCGGUGGAAUGUCAUGUUGGGGUUAUAUGUGUUGGAUUCGGUUGAGAAGAUCGUUGCUAAUGUCCUGAUUGGAUUGAUUAUCGUCAUGCUCGGUUUCGGAUGCUGGAAGCUUGCGUUAAGCUUGUAUAAGAACGGCCGGCUUUUGCUCGCGUUGAUGAAGUAGGGAGUCUGAAGACGAUUUCACACGAAGUUUGGGAUUGUACGAUACACGAAAACGACGAAUGGGGAGGAAAUGAUAACGACUACAACACGCGAUAAAUUCGGAGGAAGGAAAGGAUAGAAGGGUAAUGGAGGAGGUUCUCAUCUUGAUUUUGGUCGAGCCGAGCAUUGUAUGCUGUACCACUCACGACAACGGCAACAUCUGCAACUGCCAACACAUGGCGAUCCUUUUACUGCGUGGGCUGUUUUGGAUUGAUUGGGUUUGUAACUUGUUAUUCAGCGUUUUGCAUUCAGCCUGGGAUUCUUUUCCUUUCUCUUAGUAUAGAAGUAUCCGGUGAAUGGUAU